This is a messenger RNA of Ceratotherium simum simum (southern white rhinoceros), 578 nucleotides long. RefSeq names its product anaphase promoting complex subunit 11 (gene ANAPC11). The record is from RefSeq and is a predicted model, not a curated record. Gene Ontology annotation, molecular function: cullin family protein binding; ubiquitin protein ligase activity; zinc ion binding. Gene Ontology annotation, biological process: anaphase-promoting complex-dependent catabolic process. Gene Ontology annotation, cellular component: anaphase-promoting complex. NCBI's taxonomy places the organism in Eukaryota, Metazoa, Chordata, Mammalia, Perissodactyla, Rhinocerotidae.
GGUGCUGGCCCCGGUCGUUUUUGUACCUUCCCGCGCCGGCGGCGCUGCCAACGGAAGGCGGGCGGGGCGGCGCGCGAUUCGCCGCGGAGGCUCCGCCGCCAUGAAGGUGAAGAUCAAGUGCUGGAACGGAGUGGCCACUUGGCUCUGGGUGGCCAACGACGAGAACUGUGGCAUCUGCCGGAUGGCCUUCAAUGGCUGCUGCCCGGACUGCAAGGUGCCGGGCGAUGACUGCCCCCUGGUGUGGGGCCAGUGCUCGCACUGCUUCCACAUGCACUGUAUCCUCAAGUGGCUCAACGCACAGCAGGUGCAGCAGCACUGCCCCAUGUGCCGCCAGGAGUGGAAGUUCAAGGAGUGAGGCCAGCGCUGCACCCGACGCCCCCUCCCCUCGCCCCAGAUGGUAUCCUGUGCCCCCCACCCCCUCCAUUGGGACUGGGUGGCCAUGGUCUCCACCAGGACGGUCCUCUCUGGGCUGCGACAGGGUGACAUGAGGACCAGAGCUACAUUUGUCUUUUUCCAUCAUAACGUUGACACUUUCAUCCACUAAGUGAAACUCAUUAAACUCCGGAGUUGCUGGAGGC